Messenger RNA from Diospyros lotus (date-plum), 2549 nucleotides. RefSeq names its product cysteine-rich receptor-like protein kinase 3. The transcript has 7 exons. The record is from RefSeq and is a predicted model, not a curated record. Lineage: Eukaryota; Viridiplantae; Streptophyta; Magnoliopsida; Ericales; Ebenaceae. Bases 210 to 2159 code for a protein of 649 amino acids. Gene Ontology annotation, molecular function: protein kinase activity; ATP binding. Gene Ontology annotation, biological process: protein phosphorylation.
GCCUGUUACUCUAAUCUCCACGAACUGAAAACGCGGCCGCAUUGCUACAGGGGCCCCCGUGGUUUCUCACUCGGUUACUCGUUGACGAACAAGUUUCCUCUUCCUCCGGACGCCUCUUCUGAAUCACACCAUUAAUAGUCAUCUCAUCUCCCCUCUUGUUUUGAUGAACUCUCUCUCUCUCUCUCUCUCUCUCUCCCUGUUGUUUGGAGAUGGGUUUCGGUGUUCUUCUGUGCUUGCUGAUUUCCCUGUUCUUUUCUGUAAAGCCAUCUCUUUCAGAUCCGAGAGCUACAAUGCCGCAGGGAGGUCUAGUGUGCAGCAACACCAGUGCGUCGCCCUCUGAUCGCCAAGUCUUCGUAACCAACUUCGUGGCCGCCCUGGAUUCACUCACCUCUCUCAUCUCAGCUGAAAAGUACGGCGCCGUGGUGAACGGCUCCGGCAACACCACAGUCUACGCCUUCGGCGAGUGCAUGAAGGAUUUGUUUCGCACCGAUUGCAACCUCUGCUUCGCCCAAAUCAAAACCCAAAUCAUCAGAUGCCUCCCCUUCCAACGAUUGAUCCGAGGCGGCCGCCUUUUCUACGACGGCUGUUAUGUGAGGUACGAUGAUUACAUGUUCUUCAACGAAAGCCUGAGUUCGGUGGAUAAAAUAAGUUGCGCGUUUAAUGAUUCGGCUGGAAAUGGGACGCUUUUCCGAGUCAAUGUUGUCGACUUGAUGAAGAAUUUGAGCGCGGAAGCGCCGAAGAGUGACGGGUUCAUUGUGGGGUCUGUGAGUCGAGGGAACUUAUCGGUUUACGGGUUGGCUCAGUGCUGGGAGUUUGUCAAUGGCAGUGCCUGUGAUAAAUGUUUGGCAAACGCUGUGAAUAGAAUCGGUUCUUGCCUUCCCAAGGAAGAAGGAAGGGUGUUGAAUGCCGGUUGCUAUCUUAGGUAUUCCACCCAGAAAUUCUAUAACAAUUCAAGCCCUGAUCCAGUGCCUAAAGUUGGAGGAGGAAACCGUAGGUUGGCCGUCAUCUUGGCUUCAACCUUUUCGGCUAUAGCUUUUCUGCUGAUCGUUGCGGCAAUUUCUUUCGUUACGAGGAAGAAAAUUGCAAAGAAGAGAAGAGAGAGGAAGCAACUAGGUGCUCUACUGCUCACUGUUAACAAUUCCAAGCUGAAUUUUUCGUAUGAAACUCUUGAAAAGGCCACAAACUACUUUCACAAUUCCAAUAAACUGGGCCAAGGAGGAUCAGGUUCAGUUUUCAAAGGGAUUUUGCCCGAUGGACGGACUGUUGCUAUUAAGAGGCUUUUCUUCAACACAAGACAAUGGGUGGAUCAUUUCUUCAAUGAGGUCAAUCUGAUCAGUGGCAUCGAUCACAAGAAUCUUGUAAAGCUGUUGGGAUGCAGCAUUACAGGCCCCGAAAGCCUUCUUGUUUAUGAAUUUGUCCCGAAUCAAAGCCUCAAUGACCACCUUUCUGCUAGAAAUGAUCUGCGACCACUGAAUUGGGAAGAGAGAUACAAUAUAAUACUGGGUAUUGCUGAGGGCUUGGCCCAUCUUCACGAGGAAUCGAAGUUGAGAAUCAUACAUAGAGAUAUAAAGUUGUGCAAUAUUCUUCUUGACGAGGAUUGCACACCCAAAAUCGCUGACUUUGGGCUUGCUAGAUUAUUUCCAGAAGAUAAGUCUCAUAUCAGCACUGCCGUUGCCGGCACAUUAGGUUAUAUGGCUCCCGAGUAUAUAGUUCGUGGCAAACUGACAGAAAAGGCGGAUGUUUACAGUUUCGGAGUUCUUGUCAUUGAAGUUGUCUCUGGGAAGAAGAACAACUCUUUCUCCCAGAGUUCCUAUUCUAUGCUGCAAAUGGUAUGGAACCUUUAUGGAACAGGAAGAUUACGGGAAGUUGUGGAUGCCUCCCUGAGGGGCGAGUUUGAAGAAGAGGAGGCGAACAGAGUACUCCAAAUCGGUCUGCUUUGCGUGCAAGCCACUGCAGAGACUCGGCCAUCCAUGUCGAUGGUCGUGACAAUGCUUCGGGAUGACCACGAGAUCCCUCAGCCAACACAGCCACCCUUUCUCAAUAAUAGCAGCGCAGAAAUUGCACGGCAUAAACAUUCUGGACCUUCUCAUUCUCAGCCUGAAUCUUACUCCCAAUCUUCGGGGAAUACCAUCUCAGAGAGCUUCAUUGAACCUAGAUGAACACAAACCCGUGGUUUUGUUUCCAAUUUUCCUUGCUCUAAACAAAUCCAUCUUCUCAUCAUCUGUGUCCUCCAGCCGCGGCUUUAGUGUGUUGAAGAGGUGACAAAAUGUGCUGGAUGUGCUUUUUGCGCAGACAUUUUUUGCUCUUCGUGUCUUGAGUCUAAGAUUCUGGGGAAGGUUGCUUCCUCUUUCGCUGUUGUAUUGUAUCCCUGCCAUUGGUUUUUGUAUUUAGCAGCUUACUGAUAGCUGUAAAUUGCGUGUAAAGAUAACCAGUAUCUUUGGAAAUAUUUAUAUUGCAAGAGUUAGCAGCUUAUUGAUAGCUGUAAAUUGCGUGUAAAGAUCGAUAACCAGUAUCUUUGGGGAUAUUUAUAUAUUUCAAGAGUUUAUAAA